This is a messenger RNA of Megalopta genalis, 1083 nucleotides long. The record is from RefSeq and is a predicted model, not a curated record. Lineage: Eukaryota; Metazoa; Arthropoda; Insecta; Hymenoptera; Halictidae.
GCCAGGUCCACGAGACACGUUCGGCGGUACACGUUUCGGCCCAGUAACCUACAAAAUUUCUAAAUUGUGAAUGGGUGCAUUCGCGGCGAAGUCGGCCUGCGAAUGCAAUGCCAACGGCACGGGUGCGCAAUCUGGACAGGGCGCGGAGUGCGAGUUCUCCUCGAAGAGCCUGCUGUCCACGUGUAAGCCGGCGCUGAAGGCGGUGGUGCGAUCGAGAUGCGGUUUCCGGCGCAUGUUUAUUUCCCUCUUCGUUAUACUGAUCGUGAUGGCGGUACUUUAUUGCUGGAAUUGUCCACGAGCGACCGCGUUCCGUUUAUGCCUGAGGAAUCAAUUUCGCUAUGAAACGGAAGCCGCUCCUGCACGCCUCACCUCGACGAUGGAUGAAGCCCCUCUUCCAGCGGAUCAAGACACUAUUACACGGGAAGAAGACGCUAUUACAGACGACGAAGGCACUAUUACACCGGAAGAAGAAGCUGCUUCGGUGAUAGAGAUCGAAAAGCCCUAAGAACCAGUCGCAACACCUUCGAAGAACGAGAUUUUUCUAUAAAGAAGCUACGGUCUUUUCUUGGCGAUCUCUAUCGACAGCCGCGUGUCACCGGAAUUGUAAAUUCUAUGCAGAAUUCAUGGUUAUUUAAAUAACGUUUUCGCUAAUGAAUCGACUUUCUCGUAGAAUCGCGGCGACGGCGCUAGAAAUUGGUAAAACUGUGAAAUGGAUUGAUCGAGCAAAUUUUAUUAGAACGCUAUAAAUGGACGCGGUUUAAAAGAGAGAAGCGCUUGAUUUGUACGAAGACCUUUUCGAUAUAGAUAAAUGUAAUCAAAGAUGGAUAACAACGACCCCGAGUGACCUGUUCUGUUGCGGUUCCAUAUACGAAUACAAAUAAGACGACGUUUGUCUCUCUGUGACGGUUGAACUGGGAAAGAAAAAUUGUUGGUCCGUUUACUUUAAACAACAGACUAAUGAUUUCCACUAAUGUAACUAAACGUAACUAAUAUAAUUCGAUGGGCAUCGUCGUAUUGAAUAUGACUGUACAAUUCAUUUAAUCAUUUCAAUUCUAUAAAAUACAUCUCAAGUAUUACUUCGAC